UGAAAAUCAGUUGCCGCGUGGUUUAGCUAGCUGAAGACACGUUCAAAUUGGUGCCCGUGUUAAUCUCAUGCUCUACGAUUUCCUGAUAAGCGUGUGAAUUUGUUGAUUCUCCUGUAUCGUUUAAAGAUUCUACAAUAUUGGACCUCUAUUUUUUCAUCCUUCAUUCUCUACUAUCCACAUUGAAGACUCAACAAAAUUUAAAUAUUAAUUUCCAGUGCUUGAUAAAAACACGAUAAGAGAGUACAAAAGUGAAACACAUUAAGGUGUGAGAACUAGUACAGAAGUUGGGGAAAUCGUGAGUGUUUGAAUCACUAUCAAAUCAGCGAACGGUUCUUUGAAGAGAACAAAUUAAUGAAACACUUGAGAAAGCGUGAAAUAUCUGAAUAGCUUGAAAAUGAAACAAAUCUAAAAAAUGAAGUUUGUUUUAUUGGAAAUUGGUGAACAUUAAUCGUGAUUUUCGGGUGAUAAAAGACAGAAACCCAAGAAUGUCUCAAACCGUUUCAGAAAAACCAUUACGUGUAAUAAGUGUAAAUGCCUAUAUUAGGAAUGUUAAUUUCUAUUCAUGAAUUUUCUACUAAUACAAGACACUAAAUCUAAGUAAAUAGCCUUUUAUCUUGUAUAUUGAGGAAAAUUGAAUGUUUCAAGUCAGUGAGUGAAAUUCGGUGUUAUAUGAUUAGGGAAAAUUGUUUUUUUUUUAUUGAAAAAUGAGAGGAAAAUAAAAGAUUAAUUUUUGUUCAGAAAUGUUGGUGGAUUAGUAAGGUAACACAUUCAUCACAAAGGAAGAUAAAUAUAACAAGUGAUUAGAAGAUCUGAGAAUAGUUCAAGAACCAAUAGUUCAAAAUAACAGCAAAAUGUUGAGCAACGUGUAUGAUCAUCGAUUCAAGCAAUCCUAUCCUCAGUUAUCAUCAGAUAACAUGCAUAUUGCCAAAGAGCAACAGACUGACAUUCCAGCUGAAGUUGAGUUCUCAGCCACGGAGAGAUACAGUAGAAGUGAUUCUAGGUGCCAGCAGAGUUGUGGCGAGAUCAGAGGAUCGAGUCAUCAGGACUUGGCUACUACCAGACAAUAUCCAGACAACAGGAGUUGUGGAUUUUUUCAGGAAGAGAGCGCAAACUAUCAGAGGGAUGCAUCCACCAGGAACAAAUUUCCUUGGCAUUCACCCGACUCAUUCACACCUGUGCGUGGUUGCAGUGUGAGCCCAGAGGCUGGCAGUGUGAGCAGCAAUAGCAGCAGUGGGAGUGGGGUGGCUGUCGAUUGGUCCAACAAUCGAUCUACAUUAACAGAAGAAGAUGAAAACUCAACAGCAUCUUCAGAUGAACACCACGUUCUUGAGCCGUCACAUUCGCAUGAUCAGGCACAAGAGGUUGGACGCCGGUGUUUGCUGUGGGCUUGCAAAGCAUGUAAGAGGAAAACGGUAACGGUCGAUAGGAGAAAAGCUGCUACGUUACGAGAGAGGCGAAGGCUGAGAAAGGUGAACGAAGCAUUCGAGAUGCUGAAGCGACGCACAAGUUCGAAUCCGAGCCAACGCCUGGCUAAAGUUGAAAUCCUGAGGAACGCAAUAGACUACAUUGAGGCUCUGGAACACCUGUUGCACACCGACUCCAGCAGUCCCAGUUCCAGCGCAGGAACCUCCGAUGAGACAAAUUAUUUGGGACCUGUUCAGUUCCUAACAGAGCGACUCCACCUCCAGUUUACAGAAACAAUGAAUCGCUUCAACUCAACAAAUUUAUACGAGGGCACUGCUGAGCAGAGCCACGAGGCUGGGAAUCCUGGUCAAGCUUUGGACUCAUCCUCCAGUCUGGAUUGCUUGAGUCUCAUCGUAGAAAGCAUCAGCAGACCCCCGCAACCGCAACCGCAACACAACGACAGAGACCCUUCCUGCAGUAAAUCUAACGAUACCUAGCUAAUUAAAAAAAUCUAAAUCUUGAAAAUAUUUAUAUAUAUUUAUGUAUAUAUAUACGAAAAUUCUUGCUGGAAACUCUGAUAUGUAGCUCUUGCGCCUCAAAUAAUGUGAGAGUUCAAUUAAGUAUAUUCCAAUCAACUAUAAAUGAUCGAUUCUCUCUUGAAUAUAACCAAACACCAAAGAAAAGUUAGAUAAAAUACUAGAAUGUUUCCAAUUAUUUCUUCAGGCCUAUUCAUGAAUUGUAUGAUUUUUAGUGUAGGAGUAGGUUUAGAUGAGUACCUAGCUCAUGAAAAUGCAGUCAGAUUUGAAAAACUGAUUUCACAUGAAUGUUUUUUCAUUGUAGCAUUCAUAUUAUCUUAAUGACAACUAACUACUCAAAUUAUGUUUGAUAUUAUUUUCCAGAAUAGAAACAAAGAAGAAAAAAUGUGUUGCUGUUGUAUCAAAAAACAAAGAAGAAUAGGCUACUUGCUGUAGUAAUGCAAGUUGAUAUUAUAGAAUUAGAGUUUUAUUGAAAAGAGAAAAUGAUAAUUUCUGGAAUGCGAAAUAAGAAGUAGCCCAUUUUAUUCUUAGUUGCUUGAGUUAUGUCAUAAAAUUCAAGUUUUUCACAAAAUUAUUCAGCUAACCUUCCGACGUAUUCUGCUACGAUAGUAACAAUAUUCAGAUUAGUGCCUUGAAAGUUCACUGUCUGAUAAACUUGACGAUGCAAGCCGAAAUAGGAAAUGUCCUAGAUCAAUUAAAUUUUAGGAGAAAUGUAUUCCUUCUUCUAUCGAAGCAAAUAGAGUUUCUAAUAAAAACUAUUAUUUCCGUACCCACAAUUCUUGAAUAUUUAAGUUUGUUAUAAGUACAUCAUAAGCAUUGUUGACACACCGAUCUCAAUAAAUCAUUUUAGUUUAAAUUUUUUUUGUUAUAAUCAAAUUAAUAUAUUAUGAACACUCUAAGACUGUUAUGGAAUCAUCAGAUAAACUGAUGAAAUUUCAGAUUAAAAUUUCAAAUGGCUUUUUCAAAUAGGUCUACAUACGUAUAAACUGCAUUAUUUUGAUAUAAGACCUGCAAUACCUGGGUUUAUCUUCUAACUACGAGCUUAUCAGGUAUUCAUAUCCUUACAGCCAGGUAGUUCAAUUUUAUUUCUAGAACAUUCAAAUGAAUUUAUCAUGAAAUGAAAUAAUCAUAAUCCAAAAAUUGUACAUUAUUAUUUGUAAUAAAUACUUGUUGCUCAUGAAUUAUGUUUGAAUUAUUCCAUAAAUCCAGCAAUGCAGUGGAUUUUUUUCUUUUUAAAUGAUUGCUUGUGAUAGCUUGUAAACAAUAUAGUAGAUCCACUGAUUCAUCUCUCUUAGUCU
Messenger RNA from Nilaparvata lugens (brown planthopper), 3238 nucleotides. It is a transcript of the gene nau, whose product is annotated as myogenic factor 6. The coding region runs from base 852 to 1901 and encodes 349 amino acids. The transcript is spliced from 7 exons. Gene Ontology annotation, biological process: regulation of transcription by RNA polymerase II; muscle organ development; positive regulation of myoblast differentiation. NCBI's taxonomy places the organism in Eukaryota, Metazoa, Arthropoda, Insecta, Hemiptera, Delphacidae. The record is from RefSeq and is a predicted model, not a curated record. Gene Ontology annotation, molecular function: RNA polymerase II cis-regulatory region sequence-specific DNA binding; DNA-binding transcription factor activity, RNA polymerase II-specific; protein dimerization activity.